This is a messenger RNA of Camellia sinensis, 811 nucleotides long. The record is from RefSeq and is a predicted model, not a curated record. NCBI's taxonomy places the organism in Eukaryota, Viridiplantae, Streptophyta, Magnoliopsida, Ericales, Theaceae.
CACAUAAGAGAGAGAGAAGGAGCUGGAGUGCGUUCAAUACUGUUAGGGGCAGAGUGUUUCUUACGGUCACCGUCUUCGGAGGCCUAUCACUCAUCACCCAAACCAACAUCGCCUCGAAAAGCCCUCCGCCUGCGAUUUCAGCAUCGUCGCUGGCAAGAAACACUCUGAGCCCCUUCCACGGAUUUGAUUUUCUUUGGAUGUCAUUGAAGCUAGAGAUUUUGAAUACAAGGCGUGGGCUCAUGUUCAAACCUUCUCUUGAUGAGCAAACUCUGGAAUUGCAGGUUAAAACAUCAAUUGGAGCUGAGGCCAUCUCCCAGCAAAGGCUAGCCUCUGCAGAAGCUGAGAUUACUGACUUGAGACAGAAAUUGGAAGCUUCUAAAAGGGAAAAGUCCGGGCUUUCAGGUAUCCAUAAAUCCAAACAUGAGGAAAAUGAAGCCUACAUAUCUGAAAUAGAGGUGAAUGAAGUUGGUUCUGUUACUAAAAGCAUUGAAGCAAUGAAAAUAUCUAAAUGUGCUGGUUCUUCAAUUGCAGACCUUCCAACUGGUUUAGAUACGAUAAGUUAUGCUCUUUUUAGAAGUCUCAAUUGUUAUGAUUAAAGUUAUAGUUUGAGAACAAAACUUUAGGGAAAUCAUAUUUUCAAAACAUGGGUUUGGAAAACAAAUUCCAAGAAAACCAAUAGCAGAACAAUCAUUUUGUUUUGUAAUCUACAUACUGUAUGGUUCUGCAAAUAAGCAAAACAAACUCCAUAUAUAUACUGUAUGGUUCAAUCAUCGGAAACAUGGGUUUGGAAAACAAAAUCCAUCAUCCAUCA